UACGCGUGCAUUAGUGGUGUUCCCGUGGCCUCGCACCGCGUUCUCGUUCGCGGGUGUGCGUGCUCCGUUUCGUGAAAGAGAGGAGGACGAGUCUCGCGGUCUGCGGCCAGAAGACGCGCCAUCGGGCAUCGGCCGGGCGGCGGGGAAGCGUGAGACGCGAAAUAAGUGCGAGCCGGGGGAGCAGUCAUGCGGCGGAAUGUCAAGAUCGCGUUGCUCCUGUCAUGCGCGUGGAUGUUCGCCUUUGUUUACUAUUACCACACGUCCAGGGACACCAAGCAGAACGAAAACAGAGCCUUACGGCUGAAAGAGCCCGCGUCCCUGGGGCUUUCCGCCAGCGGAAAUUCCGGCGGGUACAUGGAUCCAGACGGCACGGCCAUUGUAAUGUCAUCCGAGCUUCUGCCAGCGCCGACUCCGGAUCCGAGAGUGACGUGGAAUUACUUUGACGAACAGGGGUACGUUUCAAGAGGUGGUCUACGUGCAGGCGAGGACCCAUACGCGAGGAAUAAAUUCAAUCAGGAAGCUUCCGACGGUCUUCCGAGCAAUCGUGACAUCCCCGAUACUCGUAGUGCCAUGUGUAGGAUGAAACAAUGGAGACAGGAUUUGCCACCGACUUCCGUUAUAAUUACUUUCCACAAUGAGGCACGGUCUACGCUACUCAGAACUGUCGUCAGUGUUCUGAACAGAAGUCCCGAACAUCUAAUCAAGGAAAUUAUUUUGGUGGACGAUUUUAGCGACCAUCCCGAGGACGGCGAGGAGUUAUCGCGAAUCCACAAAGUUCGUGUGAUCAGAAACGAGAAGAGAGAGGGCCUAAUGAGAUCGCGUGUCCGCGGCGCGGAUGCAGCUACCGCGAGUGUGCUAACGUUUUUAGAUUCGCACUGCGAGUGCAACGCCGACUGGCUCGAACCACUCUUGGAAAGGGUAGCCGAGGAUCCGUCGAGAGUGGUGUGUCCUGUGAUCGAUGUAAUCAGUAUGGAUACUUUUCAAUAUAUCGGAGCUUCCGCCGAUCUCCGAGGUGGUUUCGAUUGGAGUUUGGUCUUUAAAUGGGAAUAUCUCAGCCAGGCGGAACGACAAGCGAGACAAAAGGAUCCGACACAAGCCAUUAGGACCCCUAUGAUUGCUGGCGGACUGUUUGUCAUCAACAAAGCGUAUUUCGAGAAACUCGGCAAAUACGAUACUCAGAUGGAUGUUUGGGGCGGCGAAAAUCUCGAAAUAUCGUUUCGCGUGUGGCAAUGCGGUGGCAGCUUGGAGAUUAUCCCGUGCUCACGUGUGGGCCAUGUAUUUCGCAAACGUCAUCCUUACUCGUUCCCCGGAGGCAGCGGAAACGUGUUUGCUCGAAACACGAGGCGCGCCGCCGAAGUAUGGAUGGACGACUACAAACAGUUCUACUACAAUGCCGUGCCGUUAGCACGAAACAUCCCUUAUGGAAACAUCCAAGAUAGGAUGGAGCUAAAACGGAGAUUGCAUUGCAAGCCUUUCAGUUGGUAUUUGAAGAACGUAUACCCCGAAUUAGUCAUACCCACGAGCGAGGGUGGUCCAGGAGGAUCUCUGAAGCAGGGCACCGCCUGCUUGGACAGCAUGGGCCAUCUUCUCGACGGAAACGUCGGUCUCUAUCCUUGUCACGACACUGGUGGUAACCAGGAAUGGGGCCUCACGAAGGACGGCCUGAUCAAGCAUCACGAUCUUUGCCUGACCCUGCCAGUAUACGCCAAAGGUACUACGCUGCUGAUGCAGAUCUGCGACGGCAGCGAGAAUCAGAAGUGGCGGCACUUGGAGGGUGGCCUGAUACGGCACACCAGAAUCCCCGUGUGCGUGGACUCGCGAUAUCACGCGCAGCGCGGCAUCACGGCGGAGAAGUGCGACUCGAGUGCGGAGACGCAGAGGUGGCAUCUCUACAACCACAAUCACUAGCUGAUAUGGUUGCGGUGAACACGCCAUUCACCCGCGGAUGACUCUUUCUUAUCGCUACGCGCCACGACGUGAUCACCGUAUAACAAGGCCGAUCGCGUCAGAGGUGCGUUACUUAAUUAGGGACUGGCUGUCUACGCGCGACCGGAUCGAUCGAUUCGAGCGUGGACCGACGUUAUCUUCGUGACCGUGGCUCUUCACGAUCUCCUAUCACGAUAUCGAUGAAGAACCUCAUUUUGUACUACGCUGACUUGCGAGUUCGCGAGUUCCCGAUGUAGCCUGUCUUAUAAAGAAUCGGAUGAUGAUAUAUCUGGUUAAAAGAAAUCUAAUGAAUUCUCUCUAAUGAUAUUACGAAAAGUGUUACACGCAUCUCACACUAAAACGGAAUAAUAUCGCAAAAGAAAGUGAAAAAUGUUUUAAGACUGCUUAGCGUUUGUGACUCUGAAUCAAACAAACUUCAGUUUCUAUAUCCUUAAGAAUUCCAUUACUUCCGAUCGUUUUCUUAGGCACUAGAUCAUCCUACUUUUACAAUGACAAAAGAUUAACCUGAUGGGUUGACAUCUCGCAAUCGAUGUGAUAAGUGUAAAAUUAUUUAUAAUAAAAUAUAUAAAAAUUAUAGAAGCGUGUGUAUGAGCCAGCGAUGCAAGUGGAAGUUGUAUACUGAUUUAGUACUGCGAUCUGAUUAUGCACGCUGAUUAUAUUUCAAAAUAUCGAAUCCACAAAUAGCGAUACUUCAUACAACUGAUGAUGCAAUUGAUUCAAACAAGUAAAAAUCAUAUUGUUGAAAGCCAUUCUUAACACUUAAUACUUAAUUACUACUUUUAGCUUCAAAGAAAUCCAUAGGGCACGAAAAUCUCUAGUUUUCGAGGUUUAUGAUGUUAUUGAAAAAUUGAGGUUGUGUAUUAACAAAGAAAUAAUUGCGACGAAAUAUCCAUGUACUUUAUAAUUACCAGACUUAUUCCUCCGAGAGAUGUAUUAUUUAAAGGAUUUAAAGAAGUUUUAUAAAAUAUGUUGCAUGCGAGCGACUAACUCUUCAAUUCACAAUGUUGUCUCAAAAUUAUACAUAUACAAGAUAUAACCAUAAACACUUAUACAGAAUUUUUUUUGAAACUUUCAUUAAUAAAAUUUAUAUAAAAUUCAAUUUAUAUGAAUUUAAACUGACAUUGGAAAUUGAAGAGUCAGAUUGAAACCAAAUCUAUGCGGUAAUAAUGCUUUUAAUGGAACAUAACUAAUCAAACUUAAUCAUUGCUAACAGAUUGAUAAAGAAAUAAUACAAAGUUGAAUUAUUCUUUUUCUUUUUUUGUGCAAUUAAAAAGUUGACAAAACGAAGAAAUUGAUUAGAAGUCCGGGAAUUAUAAUUAUGGCAGUUAAUCGGUUUUACGGCGUAACCUUAGCUGACGAUGCGUUUAUUUACGUAUGUUUCUAGUAAAUCCAUAAAAAAAUAUUUAAUGAAGGCGAUAUCGAGUCAUUUUUUAAAACGGGUAACGUACGUGCUUGAGUGUCCAAUUGCGACGGGCAACUUAUCUUUUUUUAUGUAUUUAUUUACGUGUGAUUUUUUUAAAUAAAUACGCCAAAGCUUUUACACUUGGCACUAUUUGUUUAAAGUAAUCGAUAGUUUUAUCACAAAUACCAUUUUGAGAUUACGCUUUUAUGCAAACAACUGCGGAGAAGCUUUUCGCUGUUUAUUCGAGAUAAGAACGUACGCAGAAUCUUUUAUAAUUAUAUUAUGUUAUCACAAUGUACACUGACCGGCAGAAAUGCCCGGACAUUUUGAUAUGUAUAUGACAUAUAUGCACAUGUAUAAUAUGUAUUAUGUCCAGGCAUUCUUGCCGGUAGAGUGUACAUCACGUAAUUUAAAUAUUCAAUUUUCAAUGAAGUAUGUAUAAUUUCCACAUCAUUUUAGGAAAUUUGAAAGACGCUCUGCACUUUGUAUACUGAAAUAUAGACGCAAGAAGCUUAUCAGCGACUCUGAAAUCGCUAUUUUUACCGGGCCCAAAAUCAUACUAGAUUCGUACAAUGCGUAUUCUUUUUAUCUGGUCUUAGUAUAUGCGGCGCAUCCAGAUCCGCGGACAUUUUUCUCUCCAAUCAAAGAACAAAUCGCGGAGAACAAUAUGCGUUCCCUUCAAAAGCAUGCACUACGAUUUGCAGAAAAGAAAUUUAUUUUUGUAACUAAUUGUAUACUUACUUGGUUGUGCGAAUAAACGAAAAGCGCAGGGUGUAUGAGCAUACUUAACAUAUUGUAGCUUGGUAAUAACAUUCCAAAAAAUUUGCAUUUCUACUUUUCGAAAACAAGUAUUACUUCUCUCAAGUUUUUCAAUUUCUUUUUAGCUUUUCCCGUUAGAACGUUGUAACGCUUAUUUUAAUAAUGGCCAUUAUAUAUAUAUAUAUAUAUAAGAAGUUCGAUUUCCGUAAAAACUAAAUUAUGUGAAAAUAAGAAUUCUCAAGAGCGUCAAACCAAAUCGAAAAUAAAACGGCAGCGCCGUGUGGAUUCAUUACUCGCCUACAACGUGUUAAGUGAAAAUCAAGAUAGCUAACGCAGCUAAAUAUAGCAAUACAUAUUAGCAGACGCGAUCUUUUGUACACUUAUACUUUCCGAUGAUAAUGUCUUACUGCCGUCUCUUCGCGCUGGGACUAUAAAUACCGCGAAGUGAGAUGAAUAAUAUACGUAUAAUAUAAUAUCGUAUAAACUUUUGUAUGAUACGCACGGGCAUCCAUAUUACAUCCACGCCAGCUGCUGUAGUAAUUAUCCGUUAAGAAAAAUUCUUUUGAUAUCGAUAUUGUAUACGUAGAACGAUAACAAUUUAAUGUAGAUAUAAUAUAUACGCGAUCGAUGAAAUUGGCCGUGCCCUAAUUAAACGAAUGCGAUAUUACGAAUAAUCUCGAAUUGCUUCUGAAAAUCAAAAUAUCAAGAAAAUGUCCGAGUUUUAUUACCGUUGCGAAAAGAGCGUUGUUUUUAGAGUGUUUUCCUUUAAUCAGAGCACCGGCUGCCACAGCGAUAUAUACGUAGAUGGUAAAUAUGUACACGGGGUAUCCCUACGCGUAUCAUUAUCGCGCUUCCCUUCGGCUGCAGAUUCUUUGAAGGAUUCCGACUGAGUCAACUUUCCUUUAGCGCGAGAGAUUGAAAAGGAGGUAUAAUUACGGAGUUAGUUAACAUUGGAAUUAAAGGAUUUCGCCGUACCAAGGCUCAGCGGCGCACGUAGGAACUUUGUUCCCGGAUAAUUUUAAGGGCGAACUUCGCCCGGCGGAGAAAUAAUUUCAAGCUUAAUUAACGGAAUACUUAACUUUUAAUAUUAAAUAUCUGGACGAUUAAAUCUGAUAAUUAGGGGAGAUUAAAGUUCUUUCGGCAUUAACUGAUAAACAAAAUUGCGCUUCCAAACUCGUGACUGUUGAUACAGCAUCGUUUUUUGUUGUUGUUGAGAAACAAAUUUAAUUUAGGUUGGUUGACGAAACUUUAAAUGAAAUAACGGGAUAUCUCAAACUUGUGGAUACAUCUACACGAAAAUGUAGCCGCGCAGGGUCCCUUAAUACCGAACUUGUGUUUCACACGAUCGCUGUUGUAAAUAAUUAUGUAUAUUUCAUUGAUUAUAUAUAUAUCCUUCCCGUCCUAAUUCUUCCGAAUAGCUUCUUUCGCUAUCACUGCUAUCAGCGUGAAUACAUAUAUAUAUCGCUUCCAUGCAUUUCCCGUUAAAAGAAAAGGGGAUUGCCACACACAAUCGUACUUCGUAUCUGUAAAUAAAUAUAUAUUCACGGCAUAUAUACAUAAUAUACAUAAUAAUAUAACUUAACGAACGUCGCGUACUUCCAAGAUCAAUAAAAAAUGUAAGAUACUAAAGCGA
This is a messenger RNA of Temnothorax curvispinosus, 5741 nucleotides long. RefSeq names its product polypeptide N-acetylgalactosaminyltransferase 2 (gene Pgant2). NCBI's taxonomy places the organism in Eukaryota, Metazoa, Arthropoda, Insecta, Hymenoptera, Formicidae. The transcript is spliced from 10 exons. Bases 187 to 1908 code for a protein of 573 amino acids. The record is from RefSeq and is a predicted model, not a curated record. Gene Ontology annotation, cellular component: Golgi apparatus.